Molecule: messenger RNA, 879 nt
Organism: Effrenium voratum
Lineage: Eukaryota; Dinophyceae; Suessiales; Symbiodiniaceae
Source: the annotation of a GenBank genome assembly
AUGUCCGAGAACUGGGGAUCCAGCACCACCGAGAAAUGCUGCAAGUGCAAGUCCGGCAGCGUUGGCUGGUCAGCCAGCGGCCGUUGCUCGUUUUGCCAUGGGUCCGUCUCCAACACAGCCAGCGUCGCUCCCGAGUGCACCAAGAAGAGUCCAAAGUUCAUGGGCAACAGCAUGUGCGCCAAAGCAUGCCGCAGCAAGGUGGAAAGCAGCAGUUGGUCUUGGAUGCAGGAGCAGUCAGAAGAAGAGGAGGAGGCAGUGGCCGAAGAGGGCGACGAGGAGGUGGUGAAGAUGUCCGAGAACUGGGGAUCUAGCACCACCGAGAAAUGCUGCAAGUGCAAGUCCGGCAGCAUUGGCUGGUCGUCCAGUGGCCGUUGCUCCUUUUGCCAUGGAUCCGUCUCCAAGACGGCCAGCGUGGCUGCCGAGUGCACCAAGAAGAGUCCAAAGUUCAUGGGCAACAGCAUGUGCGCCAAGGCAUGCCGUAACCAGGUGGAGAGCAGUUGGUCUUGGCUUCAGCAGCUGUUAGCAGAAGAGGAGGAGGCAGUGGCCGAAGAGAGCGACAAGGAGGUUGUGAAGAUGUCCGAGAACUGGGGAUCCAGCACCACCGAGAAAUGCUGCAAGUGCAAGUCCGGCAGCGUUGGCUGGUCGUCCAGUGGCCGUUGCUCCUUUUGCCACGGGUCCGUCUCCAAGACGUCCAGCGUUGCUGCCGAGUGCACAAAGAAGAGUCCAAAGUUCAUGGGCAACAGCAUGUGCGCCAAGGCAUGCCGCAGCAAGGUGGACAGCAGCAGUUGGUCUUGGAUGCAGGAGCAGUCAGAAGAUCGGAGAGGCGCUUCCCUUCAUCAAGCUGAUUCAGUCGGCCGCAUAUCGCCGCAUGAGGCUUGA